Messenger RNA from Ostreococcus tauri, 1479 nucleotides. RefSeq names its product Chromate transporter, long chain. Gene Ontology annotation, biological process: chromate transport. The transcript has a single exon. Bases 1 to 1479 code for a protein of 492 amino acids. The record is from RefSeq and is a predicted model, not a curated record. Lineage: Eukaryota; Viridiplantae; Chlorophyta; Mamiellophyceae; Mamiellales; Bathycoccaceae. Gene Ontology annotation, molecular function: chromate transmembrane transporter activity.
AUGGAGCUCGGCGCAUCGCGAGCGCGCGCGGAGACGAACGCGGCGACGCGAUCGGAGGCCUCACCGCUCGCCGUCGUCGCGCGCGCCUUCAGCCUCAUCGGCUGGGUCGCCUUCGGCGGCCCCGCCGCGCACGUCGGGUUAUUCUCAAAAGUCUUCGUCCGCGACGACGCGUCGGCGGUGAACGCGGACGCGGACGCGGAGGCGUCGAUGAAAUGGCUCUCCAGAGGGACGUUCGCGGAGUUCCUCGCCCUCGGGCAGUGUUUACCCGGACCGACGUCGACGCAGAUGUCGUUCGCGAUCGGCAUCGCGCGCGCCGGGACCUUGGGUGGAUUAACGUCGGGUAUUUUGUUUCAGUACCCGGGGUUGGUGUUGAUGUCGCUCGCGGGCGCGGGGGCGGCGGAGGCGUUGACGCGCCCGGGGGUCGUCGCCCGCGCGUUCACCGCCGGGUUAUCCGCGGGGGGGGCGUCGUUGAUUUUUAGCGCCGCGGAUUCCCUGGCGAGGAGUCAGGGGGGGAAGACGCGGACGACGCGGUUGUUGUGUGCGUUUUCGGCGGCGUGCGCGACGUACGCGUCGCGGGCGUGGUUGUUCCCGUCGUUGAUCGCGUUCGGAGGGGUGGCGACGUACGUCGAAGCCGCGCGGGCGGCGGCGGCGGCGAAGACGACGAACGCGCGCGAUGGUGACGCGACUUCGGACCCGCGUGAUGAUGACGCGGAGGAGGUCACGCGCCUGGGCCUGUCCCCGCUCGCGGGUGGGUUCAUGAUCCUCGCCUGGGCGUCCGCGCUCGUCGGACUCGGCGUGUACGUGUCGAACACGACGUACGAGACGAAUAAAGAGUUACACUGGUUCGAGGCGUUUUAUCGCACCGGAUCGAUCAUCUUUGGCGGUGGACAGGUGGUGUUGCCGCUCCUGCUCAACGACGUGGUGCAAUACGACACGACGUGCUCUGCGAGGGACGCCGUCACCGACGCGUGCGCGGCGUGGACGAAGACGGAGCGCGCCACGUCGUGGGUCACCGAGGAGCAAUUCUUCGCCGGUCUCGCGCUCGCGCAGGCGGCUCCGGGGCCGUUGUUUAAUCUCAGCGCGUAUCUCGGCGCCGUCGCGGCGAGACGCGCCGGAGUGAACGUCCUCGUCGGCGUCGCGUGCGCCUGGUUCGGCUUGUUCGGCCCGGGGGUGAUUCUCAUCUUCGCCGUGAUGCCUUUUUGGGGACGAUUUAGGAAAUGGGACGUCUAUAAGCGCGCGUUGCCCGGGUUGAACGCGAGCGCGGUGGGUCUCGUCGUCGCCGCCGCGUUUAACAUCGCGUUCAAGGUGCGCGCGCUGAGCCCGUUCCCGAACGCCACGACGUCCAUCGCGCUCAUCUGCGCCUUUUGCGCGCACAUCGUAAAGUUACCGCCGGGGUGGUGGACCUUGCUCCAGGCCCCGCUCGUGAUCGUCCUGGGCGGUCUCCUCGGUUUAUUCGCGCACGCGACGGAUAUGAACUGA